AUGUACACCACGCUCGUGUCAUACACAAUAUUAGCUGUCACAGUUAGUAGUGGCACCUUAAACUUAGACCAAGGAUACAGAAACACCACAGAAUUCGCAGCCGAACAUGGUAUCACAGCCAAGGAGUACAAGGUCGUCACCAAAGACGGUUACAUCUUGGGCAUCUUCAACCUGCCCGGAACCAGGGGUCUGCCAAUUCUACUGAUGCAUGGACUCACGGAUUCCAGCGACACUUGGCUCAUCAGAGGGAAUAUUUCCCUGGGUAUCACCCUCGCCAAUUUGGGGUAUGACGUCUGGUUGGGUAACCUUCGUGGGAAUAAGUACUCUCGCGAACACACCCGCUUAGACCCCGAAAGGGACGCUGCAGUCUACUGGGACUUCAGUUUCCACGAGAACGGGUAUUAUGAUCUACCAGCCACCAUUGACCUGGUCCUGGAGAAGACUGGAGCUUCGCAAAUCAACGCUAUAGGACACUCGCAAGGUACAACCAUAUUUUUCGUACUGGCUUCACUUCGACCAGAGUACAACGAAAAAGUCAAUUUACUGGUGGCGAUGGCACCAGUGGCUUUCCUACAAUACGUGACCCCACCACUCUCCACCAUCAUUAAAGUGUCACCAGAAUUGAUAAACUUUGGCAAACGCUUGAAGCAGUAUGAGAUCUUCGGCGAGUCCAUAACAGGAAAAGCCUAUAGAGAAGUCUGUUUGAAGCCAACUAUUGGAUACUUACUGUGUGCGUACGGAUAUAUAUUUCCAGUAGCUGGUUACGAUGUGAAAGAAUAUGGUUAUAAAUUCCACUACAUGCUCACGCGACAGUUUCCGAUGAGCACCUCGUUAAAGAACUUGGAACACUUUGCCCAAGUCAGCAGGCGGAGGAGUUUUUCAGCUUUCGACUAUGGAAGAAUUGGGAACCUCAAGGUUUACGGGACUCCGUCUCCCCUGAACUACGAUUUGAAGAAAACCACAAUGCCAGUGGCUAUACUGUGUGGAGAGAGUGAUAAACUGGCAACAUUUAAGGAUGUUCUCUUGCUGAAGGAUGCGCUACCGAAUAUCGUACAAUUUUCAGUGGUUGACCACAAUCAUAUGAACCACGUAGACUUCACAUGGGGGAAGACCAUGGACAAAUAUCUGUAUCCCUAUAUAUUUGGCAUCCUGGAUAGAUUUGGAAAUUAA
This is a messenger RNA of Leptosia nina, 1170 nucleotides long. The record is from the annotation of a GenBank genome assembly. NCBI's taxonomy places the organism in Eukaryota, Metazoa, Arthropoda, Insecta, Lepidoptera, Pieridae.